Psilocybe cubensis is the source of this 1191-nucleotide messenger RNA. RefSeq lists its product as uncharacterized. Bases 1 to 1191 code for a protein of 396 amino acids. Lineage: Eukaryota; Fungi; Basidiomycota; Agaricomycetes; Agaricales; Agrocybaceae. The transcript is spliced from 4 exons. Gene Ontology annotation, molecular function: catalytic activity. The record is from RefSeq and is a predicted model, not a curated record.
AUGACAGUGUACCAAGUAGCCAUCAUCGGUGGUGGAGUAUCUGGUUGUGCAACUGCUUUGAGUCUGUGUAGAAACCUACCGGAGGUGUCAUGUUUAGUCAUUGACAACGCCAAUCCAUUGAUGUUCAAGAUAGGAGAGUCUUUACCGCCCGAAUCUGGCAGGAUUUUGCAGUAUCUUGACCCAUCGUUGACCGACUCGCUUUCUCGAAUGGUUAGUAGAGGAGAACAUACUGUGUGCACUGGGAAUGCAUCAGCAUGGUCGUCCCCGAUUCUUGAAGAACGACAUGCCAUUAUGAAUCCCUUUGGCCACGGUCUACAUCUAAAUCGCGCAGCUUUUGACGAGCUUCUGCGGAACUCUGUACGGGAUGUCGGGUCGCGUAAAAGGUCGGCGUCUGCGUUUACGAUAGCGACGUUUAAAGGUGUACGUAAAGGGUCUGAUGGCAUUUGGAACAUUGAAAUAGACGUAGAUGGAGAAAAAGAUCUGGUCAGAGCAGAAUGGGUCAUAGACGCAACUGGGCGGAAGGCUUCAGUGGCCACUAAGGUCGACAGCCGUAUCAACUCGCGUUCACCGUUGCUUGCGUUCUACGGGAUCUUUAUCUCUGAGAGCUAUGAAGAGGUCCAAGGAAAUGACAAUGAUAGACGAACCCUUAUUGAAGCCGCCAUCGAUGGAUGGUGGUAUAGUUCCCUUAUCUGCCACAACCCCUGUACCCGGAUUGUUGUUUUCCACACACUGCCAACACACCCAUCAGCUAAAUCAUCUCGACGUUCGGCUGGGUUUCUCGACCAACUUCAAGCGUCUUCGACGCAUAUCUCCGAUAUCAUCACAAAAUGGGACUACCGUUUACAAAAAGGAUACCCAUGCUGUACUGCAGCCGGAUCUUCCACUCUCGACAGAGCUUAUAACUCAAGUCAGCGCUGGGCAGCCGUUGGAGACGCAGCAAUGGCGUUCGAUCCUCUCUCAUCGCAAGGAAUGAUGACAGCGUUGGAAAUGGGCACGUACAUUGGCCUACAGCUUGCCCAGCGGCUCAGUAAGGAGAUUACGGAUGACGAAUUUGACCGGAACCUGGGAGAGACGUACGCGCAAGUUCAAGCUGAAUACGAGAAAAAUAGAACCUAUUAUUACUCCAUAGUAAAGCGGUUUUCAGAAGAAAUGUUCUGGAAAAAUGUUGUCGGCGAUACAGCUACCAAUUGA